CGAUCAUGGAUAUUGACUCUUUGUGUGAUCUUCUUUUUCGUAUGGAAGGUUUCUUUCUUGCAUGAUUCAAUAUUUUAGGCAAAAUGAUUACGUUCAUGAAUCUCACGUGUUUAGUCUAGAUUUAAAUAUGUUUUCAACAAAAACAGUACCACGAUUAUGUAUCAACUUUUGUUUCGUUUUUUUUUUCUUCUAUAUUUUCCAAGAAUAAUAAUCAGAGUAUCGUGAUCAUUAAUAUCACAUAGGUGUUUUCACUAGAUUAAACAAACAAUUCUUCCCAAAGAUUGCUCUUCACACCUCAACACUUCAUGCUAAUUAGCUAAGAAAAUGUAAAGAUCCUUUUGCACCUAAAACUCUAAAUGGAAUAUGUUAUUGCAUCUUCUAUAGGCCCUUUUUUUUUUUGGUUAUAAGUUCUUUGUUUCGAACUUAUCAACACUCUCUUCAUUACUCAUAUAGUCAAUGUGUAUGUAAAGUGUUUCAAAUAAAGCAAAGAUGGCGAUUUUCUUUACAUCUCCCCUCUUCUUUUUCAUCAUCCUUUGUUUCUUUAUCUCCGUAUUUCACUUGUCAGCAUCACCAACUCUUGUUCUCAAUCUCGUUCACUCCAACCAAAUAUAUUCCCUACAAUCACCACAAGUCUCUCAUAUCAAGGAAGCAUCCGUUGAACGUCUAGAGUACUUGAAAGCCAAGGCAACGGGAGAUAUCAUCGCACACCUUUCCCCUAACGUCCCUAUCAUCCCACAAGCUUUCUUAGUGAACAUAUCAAUAGGUAGCCCACCAGUCACGCAACUUCUCCACAUGGACACGGCCAGUGAUCUUCUAUGGCUACAAUGUCGUCCUUGCAUCAAUUGCUAUGCUCAAAGUCUUCCUAUCUUCGAUCCUUCUAGAUCUUAUACUCAUCGCAACGAAUCUUGUAGAACUUCUCAAUACUCUAUGCCUAGCUUAAGAUUCAAUGCAAAAACCAGAUCUUGCGAGUAUUCCAUGAGAUACAUGGAUGGUACAGGGAGCAAAGGCAUACUAGCUAAAGAAAUGCUGAUGUUUAAUACAAUCUACGAUGAGUCUUCAUCAGCUGCUUUACAUGAUGUUGUUUUUGGUUGUGGCCAUGAUAACUACGGUGAACCUCUAGUUGGAACCGGCAUUCUCGGUUUAGGAUAUGGUGAAUUCUCGUUGGUUCAUAGAUUUGGUACAAAAUUCUCAUACUGCUUUGGAAGCUUAGAUGAUCCUUCUUAUCCUCAUAACGUUUUAGUUUUGGGAGAUGAUGGUGCCAACAUUUUGGGAGAUACCACACCGUUAGAGAUUUACAAUGGUUUUUAUUACGUUACAAUCGAAGCGAUCAGCGUGGAUGGAAUAAUUCUCCCGAUCGAUCCAUGGGUAUUCAACCGUAAUCACCAAACUGGUUUAGGUGGUACAAUAAUCGACACAGGAAAUUCAUUAACAAGCCUAGUCGAAGAAGCAUACAAGCCAUUGAAGAACAAAAUUGAAGAUUAUUUUGAAGGAAGGUUUACGGCCGCGGAUGUGAAUCAAGAUGACAUGUUUAAAGUGGAGUGCUACAAUGGAAACUUAGAGCGAGAUUUGGUCGAGUCCGGAUUUCCGAUUGUAACGUUUCAUUUCUCAGAUGGAGCAGAGUUGUCAUUGGAUGUGAAAAGUGUGUUCAUGAAGCUUUCACCAAAUGUUUUCUGCUUAGCCGUGACCCCUGGUAAUAUGAACAGCAUUGGUGCGACGGCUCAACAGAGCUAUAACAUAGGGUAUGAUCUUGAAGCAAAGAAGAUCUCUUUUGAGAGAAUUGAUUGUGGUGUCCUCUUUGAUUACUGAUUAUAAAUUAAUAUCAUCUGUUCAAUUAAUUAUUAGUCUAAAUCACGAAAAUAUAGUGCAAAAUCUUAUAGAUUUAAUUUUUCAUAACUGUCAAUAUAUAUCUACAAUAAAGAUA
Arabidopsis lyrata subsp. lyrata is the source of this 1921-nucleotide messenger RNA. RefSeq names its product aspartyl protease UND. The transcript has a single exon. NCBI's taxonomy places the organism in Eukaryota, Viridiplantae, Streptophyta, Magnoliopsida, Brassicales, Brassicaceae. The coding region runs from base 490 to 1806 and encodes 438 amino acids. The record is from RefSeq and is a predicted model, not a curated record. Gene Ontology annotation, cellular component: extracellular region.